GCUUAUAAACAAAAUUAAUCUUUAAUACGAGAGAAAAAAGAUCAAACGGUGAGCGCAAAGAUGGAAGAAAAGGGCAGGAAGAUUGGUUGAGUCGAGCAGAAAGGGAAACAAAAAUAAAAAAUUGCCUCAUUAGGGAUCUGGAGCCGUCCGAUAUUUUGAACGGUGAAUCUUGUGUGUGUACGGACGGGUAAGAAACCUAAUCCUAUCAAAACUCUGUUUGUUAGUUAAUUUAUUUACAUUAUGAUUUCUAAUACCUGAAGGAGAAGGAGUACUCUCUAGGUACUUAAGGUAAACUCUCCUGUUCCUCGUUCGGAUCACUUGUAAUAUUUUUUGAGAACCUGCAAGUGUGUUUUCUAGGUUUUGGUUGCCAUGGAAGCUCAGCCCGGAAGGUUGUACGUGGCUAACUUACCGAACGAGUUUACUGAAACUACCAUGAAAGAAUACUUCAGCAAGUAUGGUGAAGUAAAGGACUGUGUGAUUAUUGUAGACAAAGUUACUCGUAAACCUAGAGGAUUCGGCUUUGUUUCCUUCACUCACCCAUCGGUGGCUGAACAAGUCAUGGGAGAAGAGCACAUCAUCCUCGGUAGAAAGGCAGAUGUGAAGACAGCUUUACCAAAGAGUAUUGUGAAAAACCAAAACCAAGAGGACCAACAUGCUCAAUCCGAACCAUCUUAUAACGCCAGAAGGAUUUUUGUUGGAGGUUUACCACACAAUCUAACGCAAGGGGAAUUCAAGAACUACUUUGAGAAGUUCGACACAGUUACGGAUGCAGUUAUAGUAUGUUGCAAGGAAAGUGGCAAGUCCAGGGGCUUUGGCUUCAUCACUUUUGAAUCAGAGGACGCCGCGGAUGAUGCCUUGCAGAACAAAUAUCAUGAAUUGAAUGAUAAAUUCGUGGAGGUAAAGAGGGCUGUGCCGAUGGGUACGAAUGAGAAUCCGGUCACAACAUAUGACCGUAACCGAGUAGAAUUCGAUUAUGGAACAAGGCCUCAUCGGUUUGGAAAUUUUGGAAAUUUGUUCUAUAGUGGUGCUUACUGCAUUAGUUGUUUGAGUCCUUAUGAGGUUGGACACCAAGAAGGCUGCCAGCCACUUGGUUAUCUUUUCCCUUAUAUAUGUCCGUAUGACCAUCAAGUCUAAUUCUUAGGGUCCGAUGGGUUAAUUACUUGUAGUUUCAGACCUAUUCGGAUUUUGAUCAAUGAAUUUGAGAUAUGGUAUUUGUUUACGAAGGCCUCAUCGGACAUGACAUAUGAAACUGUUAUUCGCACUUCAACUAGGUACGCUAAAGAAUCUUUGAAGUGUUGUGACAUAUGUUCUUAUCAAUAUGUAAUUGUGUAAAUCCUAAGUAGAGAUAAAAUAGGAAUGCUUGGGGAUCUAGAAGAUCUUUCCUAAUAUACUUUGUAUUACUUGUAGAGCAAGUUUCUCUCAUCCUUAUUACUAUAAAUAAAGGCACAAGGACUGAAGAAUUAACACA
Molecule: messenger RNA, 1468 nt
Organism: Pyrus x bretschneideri (Chinese white pear)
Lineage: Eukaryota; Viridiplantae; Streptophyta; Magnoliopsida; Rosales; Rosaceae
Product: DAZ-associated protein 1-like
Exons: 2
Coding region: 370-1134 (254 amino acids)
Molecular function (GO): RNA binding
Source: RefSeq, a predicted model, not a curated record